GUUCUAUGGUACAAAGGAAACCGUCUCUAGCACAGAUCUUGUUAAUGAUAUGACGUGGCACUGUCGUCUUCGCCGCUAGCAAAAUUCUAUCGUUUAUACUUCGAGUGCUUGUGCUGGGUUACGUAAACAAUUCAUUAAAUCAAAUAUAAUUGUUUUGAGUUAUUGUCUUUUUUCGAGACUUGAAUCUUCAGUCCGCGUCUUAAAGGUUGCCUAACCACACCAGUGAUUUCUAUGGCGAAGUCCAGUAACGGUCUGACGGCUGUUGGCCUGUCUUUUUUGGGAGCGUUUUUAGUCAUCUUGGCGUUCGUGACGAAGAGCUGGUUGGUCACGGAUGGACAAUUAAAACAUCCGAAAUUCGAUAGGAUUGGUCUAUGGGUAGUAUGUUUUAAAGAUUUUGAAGACCCUCAUCAUUGGUACGACACAAGAUUCCAUAGUUGUUGGUGGGUGUUUGAAGAAGAAUAUUAUAUUAUCAAUGAUAUUUUAUUCAAAGGUUUUUAUAUUGCCACUCAGUUUUUUUUUUCAACUUGUGUUCUUUUCACUGUGUUUGGUUUAUUCUACUCUUGGCUUUAUAUGAAUCUAAAUAGAGCUCAUGAACGUUAUGUUCAAAUUCUAUUUAGAGCGGCAAUACUUUACUUAGCUGCAGCUAUAUGCAGUACUAUUGCUCUGAUUAUAUUUGGAUUAUAUGGAGACAGUAGAGUAUGGUUGCCAAAUUGGGAACACAAUGAUAUAGGAUGGAGCUAUGGAGCAGCAGUCGCAGGAACUAUUGCCCUUUUUGUCAGUGGAGUAUUGUAUGGAAUAGAGUGUCGGGUACACAUGAUUAAACGUAAAAAAAUUGCUAACCGAAGAGACAAUUACAAAUAUGGUGCAGAUGACAUAAAACAAAUGUCUUACACUGACAUAUAAAUGUUUAAAUUUUAUUUUCAAAUCACCAGUAGCAGCAUCUGCAUGUUUUCAUUAAUUUAUAUUUAAAACGGAAGCUGCCAUACAAAAAUUUCUGAUGCCUCUUAAUUAGUCCUUAAUUUUAGCCCAAGAACAGCGUCUCUCUUAAUGAAUAUGUACAGUGAUAACUUCUUCAAUGUAGAUUCGUUGAUAUUUUUCAAAUAUCUGAUUCACUUUGCAUAGAAAACACUGUAUUUGUUUUGGAUACCAAAUAUUAAGAGCCAGUUUUCCAAAUUUUUCACUAAUGAAUAACUCUUAGGCCUUGUGGA
This is a messenger RNA of Acyrthosiphon pisum (pea aphid), 1208 nucleotides long. RefSeq lists its product as uncharacterized. The transcript has 4 exons. Gene Ontology annotation, biological process: regulation of tube size, open tracheal system; septate junction assembly. Gene Ontology annotation, cellular component: membrane; septate junction. Lineage: Eukaryota; Metazoa; Arthropoda; Insecta; Hemiptera; Aphididae. Bases 232 to 903 code for a protein of 223 amino acids. The record is from RefSeq and is a predicted model, not a curated record.